Molecule: messenger RNA, 8966 nt
Organism: Xenopus laevis (African clawed frog)
Lineage: Eukaryota; Metazoa; Chordata; Amphibia; Anura; Pipidae
Gene: foxp1.L
Product: forkhead box P1 L homeolog
Exons: 23
Coding region: 2014-4158 (714 amino acids)
Biological process (GO): regulation of DNA-templated transcription; regulation of transcription by RNA polymerase II; negative regulation of transcription by RNA polymerase II
Cellular component (GO): nucleus
Molecular function (GO): sequence-specific DNA binding; RNA polymerase II cis-regulatory region sequence-specific DNA binding; DNA-binding transcription factor activity
Source: RefSeq, a predicted model, not a curated record
CUGUGUGAGUAACAGGGAGCACUGGGUUAGUAACAAGGAGGUACUGUGUGAGUAACAGGGAGCCCUGGGUGAGUAACAAGGAGGUACUGGGUGAGUAACAGGGAGCACUGGGUGAGUAACAGAGAGUACUGUGUGAGUAACAGGGAGCACUGGGUAACAGGGAGUACUGGGUGAGUAACAGGGAGCACUAUGUGAGUAACAGGGAGUACUGGGUGAGUAACAGGGAGUACUGUGUGACAGGUCACUACUGGGACGCCCUAUUACUUGCACCAGUGACGGGAGUUCCGCGCCAGUAACCGGUCUCCAGUGGACAGAUAUAGACCGAGUGUGAGUACUUUGUCAGGACUGGAGUAUUCUGUGUGAAUAUUGUGACCGUCCUGCAGUUCCCUGGUGUAGAGUAGAAGUUUAGUGCCGGUCCUGCAGUAUUGCAUUACUCGAGUAUUGUGUCGGCAGCAGGACUUUGCAGUCAGAACUAUGAUGUCAGUACAGGUACCUGGCAGCUCCGUAUCACGUCUCCGUGCUGUGCCGUCCCCACUAUAUAUGACAACUUUUAAAACUUGCUGCUUGUUUGAGUACUUUGCUGGUCGUUCUUUCAUCUACUUGUUGCCAGCUGCCCCUUUAAAUGUGUAAUUGGUGCUUCCCAAAUGGGACUGGUGCCUCUGUUCUCUUUAUUGCACUAUUAUUAGUUGUGGUAUAUUGUGCAGCUACUGGACCCCCCCCCCCCCCCCGUGCUACUCCAAACUCCUAAGUACCUGCAGCUGUCUGUCUGUCUGUGCCGCUGUCUUAGUCCCCCACUUGAGCAGCACGCAGUCUGAUGCUCUGUUACUGGAUUAUGAGGCACCCAGCUGGCCUUCCACUGUGUCCUGUUACUGGGAAAAUCUGAACUGGUCCCCCUUUAAAUACUCCACGCCCUGGAUUACUCUGCACCCAGUUACCCUUGCAAGUGGCAUUGUUUCUGGGGGGAGUAUUCGAAUUGUGUAGUCGCCGCAAUAUUCUGCGUCCAGCUGUCAUUCCCAGUGUGUCUGGUGAGGGAGCACUGUGCACCCAGCCGCCUCUCUUUCCAUUCAUAGAGGUACAUCGGGGUCGGGCAUCUGUUACCCUGUGCCCCUCUACAAGCUGCUCCUGUGUGCCGGAGUUCUGUCCUGGGUCCCUUACCUAUUCCUGGUGCCGGCAGUUAACGUGGGUGCGAUACCCUGAAAGAUUAGCGUGCUACAAUCUUCUCCGCGUUGCCAUCCUUUGUGCUGCCUUCUAUAGGGAGUGUGGAGACUUACACUGUGCCGGGAGAAAGUUACAGGAACAAAUAGGAGAGCACAUUAACUACAGCUUCCGGCACUAAUCUCUGCCAUCAGGCACAAAAAGGGAAUUUAUUUCCUUACAGCUGCACCUAUUCAAGAUGUGUUUGAUUUUAACUCUGUGCAGAACUCUCGAUUAACUGCUCUCGGUGCAGAGAUUCCCUGCCUUGCGUAGAGCGCAGCCGUAAUCAUCACAUCCCUGCCUGGAAACUUUUACCCUCAUCUUGUACCUUUUGUGCUCAUCCUAUGUUUCAAAGGCUUGGGGAAUAAAUGCCUUUAUCCUGUUUUUAAGUGAUGGAUGGAAAAAUAUAAUCAAAUGUUUAGUUUUUGCGCUUGAGUCUUCCAGACUUCGACAAGGUUUGGGUUUUUAAUGUACUUUUGGUUGGCCGGCAAGCAGGUCUGUGAUGGUGAAGGUUCCCAUUGUUGGUCUGAGUAAGCGGGAAGCUGGUGUAAUGCCCACACUGACGAAGGUAAUGCUAUGGAUGUGACUUUGAAGGCCGAGAGGACACAGUUUGCCUAGGACCUCAUGGGAGAUUCUGACCGGCUCUUCUGCUGUAUUGUUACAUUAUUCCCAGAAUGCAAUAAGCAUCAGGCUCAUUCUGCCCCAAAGGAGCACGAUCAGGAAACGAAAGAACACAAGGGGAAGGAGAGUGACCUUUUUGGGUGGUUGUAACUGAAGAUUGCUUUGCUGAAGCAACUACUUGUAUAAGGGCUUUGAGUCAUGAUGCAAGAAUCUGGGACGGAGACAAGAAGUAACAAUUCAGCCAUUCAGAAUGGAGCGGGCCCCGGUAAACACCUACUAGAGUGCACGUUGCGGGAAUCGAGGUCCAACGGGGAAACUCCUCUUGAAGUCGGGGCGGCGGAACUAGCACAUCUCCAACAGCAACAGGCUCUCCAGGCUGCCCGACAGAUAUUAAUAAACCAGCAACCACUUUGCGGAAUAAAGACCCACAAGAGGAAUGACAAACAACCAUCCCUCCAGGUUCCUAUCUCAGUGGCUAUGAUGACACCUCAAGUGAUCACUCCCCAGCAAAUGCAACAAAUCCUUCAGCAGCAAGUGCUCACACCCCAGCAACUACAGGUCCUGCUCCAGCAACAGCAGGCACUAAUGCUACAGCAGCAGCAGCUUCAGGAGUUCUAUAAGAAACAGCAGGAACAGUUGCAGCUUCAGCUGUUACAGCAACAACAUGCAGGAAAGCAGCCGAAAGAGCAACAGCAAGUGGCUACCCAACAGUUGGCCUUCCAGCAGCAACUUCUCCAGAUGCAGCAACUGCAGCAGCAGCACCUCCUUACUUUACAGAGGCAAGGCCUCCUGUCUAUACAGCCUGGACAGCCCACUCUUCCUCUGCAACCUUUUGCUCAAGGCAUGAUUCCAGCUGAACUGCAGCAGCUUUGGAAAGAAGUGACAGGCUCGCACACGGCUGACGAUGUGGUUUGCAACAACCACAGCACAUUGGACUUGUCCACAACCUGCAUUUCCUCCACGGCGCAUCCGAAAACUUCCUUGCUUUUGAACUCGCAAGCUUCCACCAAUGGGCAGGCCUCAGUUCUUUCUCUUAAAAGAGAGAGCUCAUCCCAUGAGGAGUACACGCAGAACCACUCAUUGUAUGGACACGGCGUGUGCAAGUGGCCGGGCUGUGAAGCUAUAUGUGAUGAUUUCCCAUCAUUUCUAAAACAUCUCAACAACGAGCAUGCACUGGAUGACAGGAGUACGGCCCAAUGUCGGGUUCAGAUGCAAGUCGUGCAGCAAUUAGAGUUACAGCUAUCAAAAGAUAAGGAACGUCUUCAAGCCAUGAUGACACAUUUACAUGUGAAGUCCACAGAACCCAAAGCAAGUCCCCAACCGCAGUUGUGCACUACAUUUGGGAGGGAGAAUGGAUGGAUCUGUAAUAGCCAACAGCUGGAGGAAGGAUUCACUGGCAUACUUAAAGGGCUGAACCUAGUAUCGAGUGCCACCCUUUCCAAGACGGCAUCAGAAGCGUCUCCACAAAGCUUACCUCAUACUCCCACCACCCCAACUGCACCACUCACUCCCAUAACCCAAGGACCUUCUGUCAUCACUACCACCAGCAUCCACAACGUGGGACCCAUACGGAGGCGGUACUCUGACAAAUACAAUGUGCCCAUCUCUUCCGACUUUGCACAGAAUCAAGAGUUUUACAAAAAUGCUGAGGUUAGACCACCCUUUACGUACGCAUCUUUAAUUAGGCAGGGAAUCCUUGAGUCUCCAGAAAAGCAACUAACACUAAACGAAAUCUACAACUGGUUCACACGACAGUUUGCCUACUUUCGACGCAACGCAGCGACAUGGAAGGGUGCUAUUCGCACCAACUUGUCCCUGCAUAAGUGCUUUAUCAGAGUAGAGGAGGAGUAUGGGUCCUUUUGGACUGUUGAUGACGAAGCCUUUAAACGUGGCCGCCAUAUUCACAGAGGCCGUCCUCGAAAACCCUGCCCUGAUGAACACUUUGACGAGCUUGUUGCACAUAGCCCCUCGCUUAUUAAAAAUAUUCAGACAAGUCACGCCUACUGCUCACCUCUCAGUGCCGCUUUGCAGGCUUCAAUGGCAGAGAACAGUUUACCUCUAUACACUACUGCAUCCAUGGGAAAUCCGGCUCUGAACAGCUUAGCAAACGCUAUGAGAGAAGACUUAAAUGGAGUCAUGGAGCAUACGAAUAGUAAUGGAAGCGACAGCAGCCCGGGACGUUCCCCUAUGCAAGGAAUGCACCAAGUGCAUGUUAAGGAAGAACCACUGGAUCCUGAUGAAAAUGAAGGUCCACUAUCAUUAGUAACAACAGCAAACCACAGUCCUGAUUUUGACCCUGACAGAGAUUAUGAAGAUGAACCUGUAAAUGAGGACAUGGAGUAAAACUGUCUCAUAUCACAGUCCUGAAAAGGAAGGAAGACAGUCCAAGGCUGUUGGAGCUCCCCCCCCCCUUAUUGUACAGUCUGGAGAAUCCACAGCCAUUCAAACGACUCUGAUAUGUUAACUCUUAGUGCCAUCAAGUAUCCCAUUUGGGAUUAUUUUUGAUUUUUCUACUUUUUUUGUUGGAAAAAAAAAAAGGAAUUUGUACUCAGUGCAUUGGAUGGACUUGUUUGGUACUCGGAAUUUCCCCUCUCUUGCAGUCAACAUCAGUGUUGUAAAUUUGCAAAACUGAUUUCACUUAUUCACACGCAGUGGACAUUGGACUGCAGUUCUGCCAAAUCCCGGACACUGAGGACAUCGAUAUAAAGCAUGUGUGUCUAAAAACUGCAGGUCAUCCCUCUGCCCAGGUUUUAAGGUUUCCAAUGGACAAAGUAUUUGCACAGUACUGCAUGUAAUAUUGAUUAUCACUGCCUUUCAAUCAAUUCCUUUGCUUCCAUUUGGGAUGGGGAUGACAUUUUAUAUAGGUAUGGGACAGAGAAAGAGGCAGAGUAAUUAUCCCAAACUUCUUAACGUAUUGCUUUUGUUUUUAUUGUACUACAACAAUUUAAGUUCUGACCUCAGGCCUCUGCUUCAGGCCCAAGGCCUCACCCGAGGCGUAAUGUUUUCUGUACUAUGUGAUGAAUGUUACUGGGUGUUUUUUUUUUUUAUUAUAUGAAGCCGAAUGUCAUUCACUUGUUUGUAGUUUUAAUGUCUUUCAUUCCACUUUGCUUGAGUUGCCAUCCAGGUUUUCUGUUUGUUUAGCCACUGAUGAAAGUCAUUCCAUGUUUUUGUUUCCCUCAAACUGCCCAUGACAGUAAUGACUUGGAUCUUCUAUAUUAUACGGCUAGAAACAGACUGAAUGAACGAACCAUGGGAUUAGGAACAUUUUUAUAUUGUCUCCCAAGGUUUGUUCCUUUCCAGUAGAACCCCAUCCCUGGCAGUCAAGGCAGAUGGGAAGAAGGGUCGCCACUUACAAACUAUACAGCACAAACCAUUACGCAGCUCUCAGAGGAAGUGGUAGCAAAUUAAGACUUCAAGGCUUUAGCAUUCCAGGAGCUGGACUGUCUUUGAAAACCAAUGUCUGUUCUUUUCAAUUUGCCAAUGACAAGUCUGCGACCUGAAGACCAGGAAUGUUGAGUCGUUGAUAAAGAGGCAGCAGUGAUUUUUCAGUAAAAUAAGCCUCCAUAAAUAUGAUUUGAGUUUAUGCCCAUAUUUUAUAGUCCUCACUGCUUUGCCAGUAGAUAUCUUCUUUUUAUUUUUGUAUUUGCUGCCAUGAAGAAGACACUGGUGACAUGUAGACUGCUCGACCACACUUGAGCCAAUGAAGCCGCUCAUGGAUGUUCAUAAGUAUCCGACAUCAGAAAGAGGAGCGCCAAUGUUAUUCGGUAGCAGAGUUAAAAUGAGAAGGAACUAAACUUAUGACAAGGCUCAUGUUAUAUCUGCAUAAAAAAUGUCCGAUCUUGUCUACUGGCCAAGACAAUAAGCUGAGAUAUUGACAAGAACAUUAAAGGUGCAGUCCCUAUCGCAUUGUGAAAGUUCCCAGCCACAUUUUCUCUUUCUAUUUUCUGUUCCACUACUUCCGGCUUUCGGUUCUGCAAAUUGCAACGGGCCCUUUUUAAUGGAAAUAAUUCUUUUUCACCCCCCCAAAUUGUUUAUUUUUUUUUUUUGCUAUCACUGUAAUAUUGCACUUUUUAAGUCUGUGUAGAAUUUAUUACCUCAGGCUCAACCACAACGAUAGCACUGACAUUGCAUUGUGAUAUCUUACUGUGUUUUACACUAAGGAUUUUAAGCUUCUCCUCCAUUUGUGAUUUUUUUUUUUUUUUUUAAACGCUGAGCCAAAUUUUGUAUAAAAUGGACGGGAAUAGCGAGAAAGAAAGGUUUGAUUUUCCAAUGCACGGUGAGGUGGGACUGCACUUUUAAAUCAAGCCUACAAGUUACAGCAAGUAUCUCUAUCCCAGAACACUCAGACACUUCAGUUCUUCAGCAACUGUAUCAUUCAUAUAUUUAUGUAGGAGGGUAGCUUUUCCUUUAUUCCGCUUACAAUCCCUAUCAGUUUAACCCAUGCGCUGUUGGUGGGGGGACUGCAAUCUGCAGUGUAAUAUUUAACGAGCCGACUAGCAGCCAAAGGGUUAGGCUAUUUUCUCUUAUGUUUUAAUUUUUUUUUUGUUCCCUAAAAUUACCAAAGAUUUUUCACAAAGCUAAAUUAUGUUCUUUGUUACACGCUUUAUCUUUCAAAGCCAAAUAUCCUCUUGUUGUUCAUCAAAGGAGGCAACUGAUACUAAAGGAGGGAAACCAGCAAGGAUUAUUAGGCUUAUUGCUCGUGCGCUAGGAAACCACUUGUACAUUGAUGCAGAAAUUAUGUUUUUAAACCAAAGUAAGUACAUUCGUUUUCUGUUUCUCCGGUGUGACCAAACAAGGAAAGCUAAAUAUUGGGAACAGUAUUAAUUUGGGUGCAAACUUGACGUGAUUGAUCAUGGACCCCAACGGAGGUUUCACCACAUUCUAUUUAUGCCACCAAUUGUAUUAUCAGUCUGAUAUUGGUACAGUUGGGACACUGAUUGUGGACCCAUGCAGAUUAGUCUUCUUAUAAGAUUAUUCUUUCCAACAGAAUACCCAGAUGUUGUGUGUGUUCCUCCAAGAAGUCUCUUAGGGCAGAGACACACGUUUGGGGAGAUUUAGUUGCCCGGCGAUAAACAGACUCUUCUUUGGGGCGACUAUUCUCCCAGAACUGCUUCCCGUCGGCUAGAAUCUAAAUCUCGGCGGGAUGGCACUCUGAUCGCUUUGUUUUCCAAAGUUUCCUCGUUAGACAACAUUGGGGCGACAAACGAAUCACACCGAUUGCCAUCCCGCCAGCGAUUUACAUUCUAGCUGACGGGAGGCAGUUCGGGGAGAUUAGUCUCCUUGAAGAAGUGGAGAUUUGCUGCAGGGUGACUAAUUUCCCUGAAUCUGAGCGUGUGUCCACAGAUUGCCCUAAAUUCGUAUCCUAAUAUCACUAUUUAUUGUAACCCAGUCAAGAUUAAUUAGCCUUUGAUGUAGACAAACGUGGGCCUCACUGAAAUUGUAAAAGGAUAUAUUGUAACCCAUUGUCCCACCUCUAUAUUUGCAUAUACAUAGCAACUGAUAGGUGUCCCCAGUAGAGAUACUGCUUCAUAAGCUAUUUCAACGUGAAAUCGUAUACCCCAAAGCACUAUUUUUUUUUAGCACAUUGUCAGAUGUUUAGUUGACCUUUACCUAAACUGCCAUAUCAAAAGCUGGUACCUUUAACAAUAAGUGAGAUGCGUCAGACCAAAAAUAAUAAUAAUACAAAAUAUAUACUUACAUUUUAUUUAACGAACGUGAGAUAUUUGGCACUUCUCAUUUGUGUUGGCUUGACCCUUCUGUCUCAAAUAAUAAUUUGGCCCCUUUAGCUGGAGGGCCUUCCAAUUUUUUAAGCACUAAAAGGAGAGUCAGGGAAUAGUUGGGGGUUUGUAUAAGCCAGUACUCUCCUCUCUGCUCCGAAUAUUGUCUCACAAUAAAUGUUUCUGCCAGUUUCUUUUCCUCAGCUUUGAUGGAUCAAUCCCUAGUCAUUUACCGCACACCCGCCACCAAUAUUUUCCUUCUCUUUUUAAUAGAUAAAAACAUAAGUAGCCUUUCUUUUUUGUACAAGGUUACCAAUUUUUAUAUAUUAAAAAAAAAUAGUUGGGGGCCACCCCCCAAUAUUUUCUAGAACUGUGCGGUUUGCUGGUUUCAAGAUCUAACGGUGAACACAAAGCCGGUAGAUCUGACCAUUCUCAGAGUGUAGCUAAGCUUAAGCGAUACAGCAUGAGGAACAUAUAAACAUACCUCAGUCCUAACCUUUAAUGAGUGAUUCAUUCACCGAUACAUUUCACUAAGUUGCACUUAGUUUGUAUGUCAUUUUAUGCAUAAUCAAAAACAAAAUUUCGAAAUGGUUUUUUUUUCUGCAUAUCAUGCAAGUGUAAAACUUGCAAAAGAACCAACUGAAAAUCUCAGGCUUAACAUCCAGCAAACUCCACUAUAGAAUUGUGUUUUAUUUUCCCAUUACUGAUUUUAUGUGUUGAGUUUUGCUUACUGUACAUAUAAUUGGAAUAUGUCUGUGUGAGCAUUUAUAUCGAGGAGGGGGGGGGGGGCAGAUGAUGGGAUAAUUCUGUUUUUAUUUUACAUUUUUUUAAUUUAAUUUUUUUUUUUUUCUAAUAUCCCUUGCAAGGAAAUAAUCCAUAUUUGUUUGUCAACCACCAUUGCUUUGUUGUGCAACUGCUUUAUAUUAACUGUACUUAAAAAGAAAAUCGCUUUAAAAAAAAAAAAAAAACUACUGUAUGUAACAAAAAUGCAGAAAAUUCUGCAUAUGUAUUUUAUUUUAGUUAUCCCUGCUUUAAACGAAAAAAAUAAAUAAAAUGGAUGACGUUUGCUGACAACGUGGGAGAAAAUCCCUCAAUAUUUUGCUUUCAAACUGUAACAUAGUUGACAGAUUUUUUUUCUAUCAUUGAUUGAAGCAUUUUGUACAGUUUUUUGUGUUUUUUGCCAGUUUUUGAUACUUUUCAACCCUUUUAUGUUAUCCUACCACUGCCUUUUCUGGCUGUCUUAAAAAAACAAAAACAAAAAAAAAAGUUCAUAUGUUUAAAGUACAAAAAAAAAAAAAAUGUUUAAAAGUGUUUCUCCUCCUGCAGUAAAUAUUUUGCAUGAUGAAUCCUGGGAUCACAAGUUUAUCAAUGAAGUCUUGAGUAACUGGGAGUGUCAAACUAUUAAACUUUUGUAUAAAAUACUUUACAAGGUGC